AUGAAGAUCAAGUUACCAAAGUAUCAGUACAUCAAUAUGGAUUCUGGAUGGUCAAAUGCGUGUGAUCAAUAUGGCCGCUGGAUGUAUCGUUCUGAUCUGUUUCCCAAUGGGCUGAAACCGUUGUCCGACUACCUCAAGACAAACGGGCAUCGUCUUGGGAUUUAUAUUUUGCCAGGGAUCAGAAAAGAUGCGGCCGACGCCAAUAUGCCGAUCAAAGGUACGAACCAUACGUUGGGCGAGUUGGUCACUCGCAAGUUGGAAGGCAACGGGUUCAAAGGGACGACCUAUAUGCCUGACGAGCAUAACGAGCUGGUGCAAGCCUACUACGACUCCAUUGCCGAUCUGUUUGCAGAGUGGGGCAUCGGUUUUGUCAAGAUUGACGGGUGUGGGCCCGGUGGUGGCGAUCAAUUUCACACUCACCAGUCACCGGAUAACCGGGCGUGUUUGCGAAUGUUAUCAAAAGCGUUUCAAAGACACGAUAUUUGGAUGGAAUUGUCGUGGUAUCUUGACGCUGCCUACGUUGAAGAUUGGAUAGAGAUCGCCAAUGGCGCGCGCGUGUUCAUCGAUAUCGAAUCUUACUCCACGAAAACCAUGACUUCGUCCCAUCGGGUGUUUCAAAGAUUCAGCCACGUGGAACGUUGGGUGGAAAAGGACUUGGUUGGUCGUCCCAACGGAUUUUUCCUCGAUUUGGAUGUUGUGCUCGUCGGCAUGACCGUCAAUGGGACGUGUAUCGAUGGUCUCGAUAACGACGAUAUCCGACAAUCGUACAUUAGCUUUUGGGCCAUGGUGAGUUCCGUGCUUUGCCUAGGGGGGGACCCGCGCAUGAUUCCCGAAAAGUAUUUGUCUAUGUUGCAUCAUCCGGGCAUGCUGGCUAUCCACCAAAGCGGUGUCGUUGCCAAGCCUUUGGGGACGACGGGCUUAUGGAAUAAUCGCAAGCAAGUCUGGUGGAAGAGGCUUCCGACGGGCGAGAUCUACGUUGGACUUUUCAAUACCCAUGUAUAUCGCUUCAUGCUAGGGCUGAGCCACGAAAUCAAAUUUCGUCUCAAAGACUUCGACCUUAUUACCGCUGAAAUCAAAGAUGUGUGGUCCGGCAACAUUCUUGGUGUUUACAAUGACAGCUACAGCGUCGUUUUAAAACCAGGACAGUGCAAGAUCUUGCUUUUAACCGCAAAAUAA
Molecule: messenger RNA, 1176 nt
Organism: Radiomyces spectabilis
Lineage: Eukaryota; Fungi; Mucoromycota; Mucoromycetes; Mucorales; Radiomycetaceae
Product: glycoside hydrolase superfamily
Exons: 2
Coding region: 1-1176 (391 amino acids)
Biological process (GO): carbohydrate metabolic process
Molecular function (GO): hydrolase activity, hydrolyzing O-glycosyl compounds
Source: RefSeq, a predicted model, not a curated record